Panicum virgatum (switchgrass) is the source of this 1513-nucleotide messenger RNA. Its product is annotated as translation initiation factor IF-2-like. The coding region runs from base 229 to 843 and encodes 204 amino acids. The record is from RefSeq and is a predicted model, not a curated record. Lineage: Eukaryota; Viridiplantae; Streptophyta; Magnoliopsida; Poales; Poaceae. The transcript has a single exon.
GCAUCCCUGAUCCCCCCUCUUCGUCUCCGAGCCAUAUAAGCCGCCUCAUCGCAACCCGUUCCGCCUCGCAUUGCUCUCUCCUCCCCGUCUCUUCCCCCACGCCUCUCUGUUAGGGUUAGCCCAGCGGCGGUGACCUCAGCGCCUUCGCGUCCUCAUCCUCCCUUCCCUUGGUUCCGAAGUCUCCUCCCCCCGUCUCAAAUCUUCCUCAGUUGUCCUGAUCCGGCGCUCAUGGCGACGGCGGUGCUCAGAUCCCAUGACGCGCUGUCCAACCGGAUGCAUCUGGACGCGUUCACGCCGUCCCCGACGAAGCCCCGCCGGCGCCGGAGCCCCAAGCCGGCGGGCGCGUCCUCGCCGCCCCCCAGGCCCGCCGCUGUAGCAUCUCCGGCGCCUAAGGCCGCGGCGGCGGUGGCGUCACCGCCCGUUAAGGCAGCGGCAGCGGGCCGCCGCUCGCCACCGGCGAGGCCGGCUGCUCGGAAGCAGCCGUCUCCGACGAAGGAGAAGCAGCGGCUUGUUAUGGAGGAGGUCCGGAUCCUCAAGCGCGGCGAGGAGCCGCCUGCUCCCGCCCCAGCCCCGGCCCCGGCCCCGGCGCCGGUCUUAGCAGCGCCCGCUGCGGCUGUUGACCAGCGCGUCGUCUGCUCCACUGGCCGGAUCGGGCCGCAGGCGCCCGCCGUCGUGCCAACGAAGAAGAUCGUGGCCGACACGGCUGGCUACGCGGGCCCGGCGUUUGCUGCCGCGGCGCCCGAGCCGAGCUCGCUUCCCAUGCCGGCUUUCUUCCUCCGUCGCGCUGAGUCCGAGGCCACCCGCAGCCUCCGCUGCCUCCUCCGCAUCGGCGAGCUCGCCUGACACGGCCCGGCCACCGCCGGACUAGCGUCCGCUCCUCUGAAGUCGUCGCCUUUCUGUUUAGUCUCCCCUCGUCUCCGGUGAUGGAUGGUUAGCGCCUGAUGGGAGAUUGGAUCCGAUGGAAAGCAUCUCCGGAUCAGAUCAGAUCAGAUUCCCGGUAGCCGCUCCGGCAACCUCUUCCGGUAUUUUUUCAGAGGAAGGGUUGGGGAACGAGCAACCGGUGGUUGGAUUUGGUGGUGGUUAGGUUCACAAGUCGCUUGCAGCUCGGUUGGCUUCUCUGGAAAUCUGAUGUCUUUAGGUAGAAUAACUAGGCUGGUUGGUGGAUCAAGGGCAGGCAGGUGGAUGGUUACUUUGUUCUUGAUGGUGUUCUUUUCAGGAGUUCAGUUGUGGGUAAAUUAGUGUGUGAAAUAGCUGUUUGGUUUAGGUGAUCUGCUAGUGUUACUGGACGACCUGAGUGUGAUUCAGGUUAGGUUAUCGUCGCAAAAUAAUUGAAGGUUUGGUGUGCGUUUUAUCUGUGUGUUUUGGUAGAGGUGUGUUAGUCGAGUCAUGAACUAAGUCAUCAGUUAUGUGAUAUUAGUGGUCAGGUGAAGGUCAUAUGUAAGAUAUAUCUCGUGGAUAUACUAUGUGUGUGUGUUAAAUUUAGAUAUGAAAUCUCAAGGCUUCUUGCUUCUUA